AUGACGGCACUCGAAUCCCCUACGGUGUCCCUACCCAAGUCCGGCCUGGUUGUUAAAAUGGAGGACCGCAAGCGACUUGCUACGCAGGAUCCUGGUGAUUCGGCUCCCCCGUUGAAGAAACAAGCCACUACUGUUAACGGAGGAGUAAAGGCGCACCCCGACACCGAUAUGCCAUGGCGCGAUGAUCUCGAGCGAUAUCAGAAGGAUGCAAUCUGGAGACAGAUGCAGGAAUAUAAACGCGAGAAAACUACGCUUGAAUCUCGGAUAAAGGAUCUAUCCAAGAAGAUGGCGUACAAUGAAGAACAUGUCAGUGUUCUCGAUGCAUGGCUCAAGCAGUUAAUUGACGAAGUCAAAGUGCUAUCCUCUUCGGUAGACGGGCCCUCAGAAGAGAGCCCCACAUACCAGACCUCGUUGCUUUUCAGUGGGCAUGAAUCAUUUGAAAAACACCUACAAGACCGAGCAAAUGAAAUCAAGGGCUCGAUAUCUCGACUUUUGUCUAACGCGGCCAAGGCUACUCCAGAUAUUACCAGCUUGCAAUCCCAACUUGCAAAGAAACUCGCGGACGAAAAGGCUGUCAAUGUGGCCAUAGAAAAGGCAAUUGCGGAAAAACAACAACUCGAAGAGCGGCUGGAGGCAGCAUCAUUGAGAUAUAUGGUAGCUGAGAAGAAAAUAGAUCGAGCCAAAAGCCUUACUGUUGCCAGGCUGGAAAAGCAGCACAUUCUCGGUCCCCAUAAGUCAGGCGAUACCUCCACAAAACGAGAGGAGGGGCCAUCUACCAAUGGAACAGCCGAGAACCCUGAAAAGGCCACUGAGAUGGAAACGCUGUACAAUACCACGCUUGCGGUAUCCAGCAAGCAAAAGGAGCAACUAGAAAAGCUCGAAGCAGAUAAUUCCAAACUGUUGACUCAAAUAACCGAACUCCAUGUUAAGCUUUCCAAACUUUCUGAUGAGGACUAUGCUCACUGUGACCUGUUUAAACAAUUGAAAUCUCAGCAUGAAGAUGUUAUCCAGCGGAUCAAUCAUCUAGAAGCGACCAACAUUCAAUUACGUGAAGAGGCUGAGAAGCUACAAGCUGAACGGACUGCAUAUCGAGUGCAAAUAGAAAACGAGGCUCAAAACACGAUUGGGGAAAAGGAGGCCCAACUAGCGAAAACAGAGUCCAACCUUGUUCGAAUUCGAAAUGCCCGAGACGAGCUAUUGGCAGAUCAGCAGAUGCGGAAGGCAGCUGAAGACCAGGAAAAGAACUCGAUCGCUCAAUUGAAAGAGCUGGUAGACGCCAAAGAAUGUAGAAUUACGUCUUUGGAGCAGGAAGUACAAAGAGUGCAACUGCAAAUUGAUGGAGUGAAGAAUUCCCAGCCAACUAUAAGCGAACUGUCCCAUGAGCAGUUGCGGACUAAAUUUGAUACCCUUGAAAAGCAGUAUGAGAUGCUCAAUACGGAACUAUCAUCCAUGCAGACGGCUUUCCGAAAAUCCUCCAAGUUAGCCUCCCAAAAGAUUGCUGAUACAGCUGCUGCUGAAGAAAGAGCGCAACGUUUGAUGGCCGAGAAGUCCAAGGCCGACCAGAAAUAUUUUGCGGCAAUGCAGAGCAAAGAAGCCCGAGAUGCAGAACUUAGAUCUCUUCGGUUACAGAACAUGAAGAGCUCCGAUAUAAUUUCACAGCUUAAGGAAGCUGAGUCGGCUACGAGAUCCCUUGUUUCAAACGUUGAAAAGCAACUAAGCGAAACGAAGGAAGCGUUGACCACUCUGACGAAUCAAUAUCGAACAUCUCAGCACCAAGUUAACGAAGCAACCAUUGUCAUCCAAGGCUUGAAAUCACAAGUGGCUGAACUAAAGGGCCAACUAGCGACAAAAGAUGCAACACUCACAACAGCCACGAAUAACUGCCGAAAGGCGGAAAGUGAGGUCGAAGGUCUCAAGGUCACUCUUUCGGAUACCAAGAAGAGUUUGGAGUCCUGGAAGAGUCGUGGCUUGGGUAAUAACACAUCCGAAUAUGAGAUGCUAAGAACUCUUGCCCUUUGCACUGUCUGCCGGCGAAAUUUCAAAAAUACUGUCAUCAAGACCUGUGGCCACGUCUUCUGCAAAGAAUGCGUUGAAGAACGAUUGACUUCCAGGUCUCGCAAGUGUCCGAAUUGCAACAAAUCUUUUGGAAGCAAUGACCACAUGCAUAUUACCCUUUAA
This is a messenger RNA of Nannizzia gypsea CBS 118893, 2178 nucleotides long. RefSeq lists its product as hypothetical. Lineage: Eukaryota; Fungi; Ascomycota; Eurotiomycetes; Onygenales; Arthrodermataceae. Bases 1 to 2178 code for a protein of 725 amino acids. The record is from RefSeq and is a predicted model, not a curated record. The transcript has 6 exons. Gene Ontology annotation, molecular function: ubiquitin protein ligase activity. Gene Ontology annotation, cellular component: nucleus; HULC complex.